Molecule: messenger RNA, 1974 nt
Organism: Leptonychotes weddellii (Weddell seal)
Lineage: Eukaryota; Metazoa; Chordata; Mammalia; Carnivora; Phocidae
Source: RefSeq, a predicted model, not a curated record
CCUUGAAACUUGGACAUGACGAUGAUCUGCACCACUGGUUCUCAGGAGUGGGAGGAAGAGGCUGUCUGUGUCAUUAUGUGUGCGUCGGUCAAGUACAAUAUCCGGGGUCCUGCCCUCAUCCCAAGAAUGAAGACCAAGCACCGAAUCUACUACAUCACCCUCUUCUCCAUCGUCCUGCUGGGCCUCAUUGCCACCGGCAUGUUUCAGUUCUGGCCCCAUUCCAUCGAGUCCUCCAGUGACUGGAACGUAGAGAAGCGCAGUGUCCGCGACGUGCCUGUGGUCAGGCUGCCGGCCGAUAGUCCCAGCCCCGAGCGCGGCGAUCUCAGCUGCAGAAUGCACACGUGUUUUGAUGUCUACCGCUGUGGCUUCAACCCAAAGAACAAAAUCAAGGUGUAUAUCUACUCUCUGAAAAAGUAUGUGGACGACGCUGGUGUCCCUGUCAGCAACACCAUCUCCCGGGAGUAUAACGAACUGCUCACGGCCAUCUCAGACAGCGACUACUAUACUGAUGACAUCACCCGGGCCUGCCUGUUUGUCCCAUCCAUCGACGUCCUUAACCAGAACACGCUCCGCAUUAAGGAGACAGCACAGGCACUGGGCCAGCUCUCUAGGUGGGAUCGAGGUACAAACCACCUGCUGUUCAACAUGUUGCCUGGAGGUCCCCCAGAUUAUAACACGGCUCUGGAUGUCCCCAGAGACAGGGCUCUGUUGGCUGGUGGUGGCUUUUCUACGUGGACUUACCGGCAAGGCUAUGAUGUCAGCAUUCCUGUCUACAGUCCACUGUCAGCGGAGGUGGACCUUCCGGAGAAGGGACCAGGUCCCCGGCGGUACUUCCUCCUGUCCUCUCAGAUGGCUAUCCACCCCGAGUACAGAGAAGACCUGGACGCCCUGCAGGCCAGACACGGGGAGUCGGUGUUAGUGCUGGAUAAAUGCACCAACCUCUCAGAGGGUGUCCUGUGGGUGCGUAAGCGCUGCCGCGAGCACCAGGUCUAUGAUUACCCCCAGGUGCUGCAGGAGGCCACGUUCUGUGUGGUCCUUCGUGGUGCUCGGCUGGGCCAGGCGGUACUGAGUGACGUUUUACGCGCCAGCUGUGUCCCAGUUGUCAUUGCAGACUCCUAUAUUUUGCCUUUCUCUGAAGUUCUGGACUGGAAGAGAGCAUCUGUGGUUGUCCCGGAAGAAAAGAUAUCUGAUGUGUACGGUAUUUUGCAGAGCAUCCCCCAAAGGCAGAUUGAAGAAAUGCAGCGGCAGAAAUGGAGCAGCGUGAGCAACCCACUCUUCCUCCCGCUGAUCCCACCACAGUCACAAGGUUUCACCGCCAUCGUCCUCACCUACGACCGAGUGGAGAGCCUCUUCCGGGUCAUCACUGAGGUGUCCAAGGUGCCCAGUCUAUCCAAGCUGCUAGUUGUCUGGAAUAAUCAGAAUAAAAAUCCUCCAGAAGAUUCUCUCUGGCCCAAGAUCCGGGUUCCAUUAAAAGUUGUGAGGACUGCUGAAAACAAGCUGAGUAACCGUUUCUUCCCGUAUGACGAAAUCGAGACGGAGGCUGUCCUGGCUAUCGAUGACGAUAUCAUCAUGCUGACCUCUGACGAGCUGCAGUUUGGUUAUGAGGUAAGGAGGUUUCAGACGUGUCUUCCAACCCACCUGGCCACCAUGCUUUCCCGAGCUGGAGGCGCGGUAGUGAGAGCCGAGAAUCAAGGCCCUCUCCCCCCGCGCCCCGGGAGUCGUGAGGGCAGCACCUUUGCGUCGAGCCCCCCGGCCGCCUGGCCUUGUUCCCAGCGGGGCCCGGAGGUUCUCAGUGCCGAGGAGGCUGCCCGUCGUCGGCCCUACUCGUGUGUUCCGAGGUAUAAGUCCUUCCACGCCAGGACACUGCUCAGCAGCCCUGUGUUCACCGAGAUCCAGAGUCUGCAGGUGCAAGGGAGCUGGAACAAGCCCCUUCGGGGACGGUCCACUCUCCUAGACGCCAGCAUUGCUGGAUGA